Molecule: messenger RNA, 1957 nt
Organism: Condylostylus longicornis
Lineage: Eukaryota; Metazoa; Arthropoda; Insecta; Diptera; Dolichopodidae
Product: ATP synthase subunit beta, mitochondrial
Exons: 4
Coding region: 82-1608 (508 amino acids)
Biological process (GO): proton transmembrane transport; proton motive force-driven mitochondrial ATP synthesis
Molecular function (GO): proton-transporting ATP synthase activity, rotational mechanism; ATP hydrolysis activity; ATP binding
Source: RefSeq, a predicted model, not a curated record
UUUUUUCUUGUUACAUUUUCCAUUCUCUUCUGAUACAAUAAUAAUUUUUAUUCUCCGUUGUGAUUUGGGCCAUAUUUCAAGAUGUUCAGCGCGGUGCGAGCUGCCUCGAAGGCAGAUAAAAAAAUUUUAUCUUUUUUAACACAAUACAAUCGUGGGUAUGCUGCAAAAGCCGCUGGUAAGGCUGCUGCUGGCUCAAACGGCCGUGUAGUAGCUGUUAUUGGUGCCGUUGUAGACGUCCAAUUUGACGGUGAACUUCCAUCAAUUUUGAAUGCUUUAGAAGUAAAAGAUAGACAGCCACGCUUAGUACUUGAAGUAGCUCAACAUUUGGGUGAAAGUACUGUACGUACUAUUGCUAUGGAUGGUACUGAAGGUUUAGUACGUGGCCAAAACGUUGUUGAUACUGGUGCUCCAAUUCGUAUUCCAGUUGGUGCGGAAACUUUAGGACGUAUUAUCAAUGUAAUUGGUGAACCAAUCGAUGAAAGAGGUCCAAUCCCAACUGAUAAAUCUGCUCCAAUCCACGCUGAAGCACCACCAUUUGUUGAAAUGAGUGUAGAACAAGAAAUUUUGGUCACUGGUAUUAAAGUUGUAGAUUUAUUGGCUCCAUAUGCUAAAGGUGGUAAAAUUGGAUUGUUUGGUGGUGCUGGUGUAGGAAAAACUGUACUAAUUAUGGAAUUGAUUAAUAACGUUGCCAAAGCACAUGGUGGUUAUUCCGUAUUUGCUGGUGUCGGCGAACGUACACGUGAGGGCAACGAUUUAUACAAUGAAAUGAUUGAAGGUGGUGUUAUUUCGUUGAAAGACAAAACAUCAAAGGUAGCAUUAGUAUAUGGUCAAAUGAAUGAACCACCAGGCGCUCGUGCUCGUGUUGCUUUAACUGGUUUAACUGUUGCUGAAUACUUCCGUGAUCAAGAAGGCCAAGAUGUAUUACUUUUCAUUGAUAAUAUUUUCCGUUUUACUCAAGCUGGGUCUGAAGUAUCAGCUUUGUUGGGUCGUAUUCCUUCAGCUGUAGGUUAUCAACCAACAUUGGCAACUGAUAUGGGUUCUAUGCAAGAAAGAAUUACAACAACUAAGAAAGGUUCAAUUACAUCUGUACAAGCUAUCUACGUACCAGCUGAUGAUUUAACAGAUCCAGCUCCAGCAACAACAUUUGCUCACUUGGACGCAACAACUGUCUUAUCACGUGCUAUUGCUGAGUUAGGUAUAUAUCCAGCUGUUGAUCCAUUGGAUUCAACUUCCCGUAUUAUGGACCCAAAUAUCAUUGGAGAGAAACAUUAUAAUGUAGCACGUGGUGUCCAAAAAAUUUUGCAGGAUUACAAAUCUUUACAAGAUAUUAUCGCUAUUUUAGGUAUGGAUGAAUUGUCAGAAGAAGAUAAAUUGACAGUUGCCCGGGCACGAAAAAUUCAACGUUUCCUGUCACAGCCAUUCCAGGUUGCUGAAGUUUUCACUGGUCAUGCUGGUAAAUUGGUGCCAUUGGAACAAACAAUCAAAGGUUUCUCACAAAUUUUAGCUGGUGAAUACGAUCAUUUACCUGAAGGUGCUUUCUAUAUGGUUGGACCAAUUGAAGAAGUUGUAGAAAAGGCUGACAGAUUAGCUAAAGAAGCAGGCGCCUAAAUAAAUUAAGCUUGAAAUUAACACUCCAGUGUUAUAAGUAAUAUUAAAAAAAUUUGAAAAAAAAGAGAAAAAAAUAUAAAAAUACAAUUUAAAUAAAAAACUUUAACUAUGAAUGAUGAAAUAUGUAACCAUCUCUACACAAAUUGAAUGGAUCAUAUAAAAUAUACAAAAUCAAUUGCCCACUAGAUUACCGUGUUUUAUAUGGAUCAUUCAAUUCAAAAUUUUUAAAUGUAUUUUUAAUAAAUAAUGUGACCCGCGACAAAUUAGCUAGUAAUUAAAUUAAAAUAUGAAGUUGAAAUUUCCUUUGUCUAAAGCGUUUAAAUAAAUAUUUCAAAGCUGGAAAUUAAAA